AUGGAUAUGAACCAUCUCAUAGGUCAGCGUUUUAACCUGAUCUCCAAGAGUGACAUUCGUUAUGUUGGUACUUUACAUGAGAUCAACCCUGAGGCCUCGACGAUAGCCCUUGAGAAUGUCGUCUCUUUCGGAACAGAAGGCAGACGAGGAAAUCCGGCUGAGGAGAUCCCUCCGUCUGCCAGUGUCUAUGAAUACAUUGUCUUCCGUGGGAGUGAUGUAAAGGACAUUAGCGUAGCUGAGGAGAAGAAGGAGAAUGCACAGCCUGAACCUCCUCGGGUGCCAGACGAUCCCGCCAUCCUAGGAGUAAGUUCAACCGGACCUCUGAAUUCUUUCCCCCUUCCCUUCAUUUCAUGGGAACCCAUGCUUGCAAGUCGCUCGAACUUGACACGGUCGGGACCUUCUCAAUCUCAACCACCACAACAGUCUCAGGCUCCUCGCCCCAACCCCCCUGGAUAUCCUCAGCAGCCACAAUUCCCAGGCUUCUACCCACCUUAUGGACAACGCUUUGGCGCUCCUGGCUUCCCACCUGGACCUGGAUUCCCGAACAUGCCGUAUGGUGCUCCACCGGGAUGGUACCCUCCUCCUGGUCAGGGAUUUCCUCCAGGACCAGGACAAUUUCCUCCUCAAAUGCCUAUUACUGCCCCUGGACCCCAAAGUCCUCCCCAGAAUCGAGCUGGAGCCCCGGGCGCGGGUCCUGUAAAUGUACCCAAGGCCACGUCAGAGCUCCCGGUGGGUGACCGGCAGACGAGUAAGCCCGCUAGCCGGAAUGCCACACCUGCCCCUGCUCCAUCUGCACAGAAUCCUCCACCACUCCCUGUCGAGUCUAAGCCUUCCGUAACAGAAGCCGUAAAGGCCUCUACUUCCCAAAGUGCGCAAGCAGCUGCUCUUGGAGCUGGCCCGGGAACACCGUCCAAGGUACCUCCGACUGGACCUAAGGGCAGUCGUGCUCAGUCAGCGAUUCCUGUUACCAACCUACCUAAGCCGCCUAUUCCGGCAGUAGCCAAUCCUCCUCUUGCUAGUGUUCCUGGAAAUAAUGUGUCACAAGGACCUGCGUUGUCCGCUAUCACGGAGGCUACUCGUGCUGCAACUGCUGCGGUGGCUGCCGCCAUGGCCAAGCUGCCACAGCCUAAUGCUCAGAAACAGUCGGUGCAGGAUGCAGCUGUUGACGCCGUGACUAAGCAGAUGGGUGAAUUGAAGACGCACGAAGGCGGCCGUCCUCCACGCGGUGGACAUCGUGGUGGACGUAGUGGUCAUCGCGGCCAUCACCAGGGACCAGCCAAGAAGGUUGAAGUUCCCGACACUGACUAUGACUUUGAAAGUGCCAAUGCCAAGUUCAACAAGCAAGAUCUGGUCAAGGAAGCUAUUGCCACCGGCUCUCCUGUGACCGAGGCCGGAGCACACGUCGAGAAUGGUGAGGUCGAAGCUGUUGAUACCGCUCAUCAUGCGCCGUCCACCACUGCUUCUGCUUACAACAAGUCCGCCUCAUUCUUCGACAACAUCUCCAGCGAGGCUCGCGACCGCGAGGAACGCUCCGGAGGUCGACCUGGUGGUCGUGAGUGGCGUGGCGAAGAAGAGAAACGGAACAUCGAGACCUUCGGCCAGGGUAGCGUUGAUGGCUAUCGCGGUCAUUACAGAGGCCGUGGCAGAGGCAGAGGCUACGGUGGCCGGGGCCGUGGUGGGUAUGGUCGCGGCUACAACACUCGAGGCCGUGGUAACUAUCGGGGGCGCAGCAACUCGCAGUCUACCGGGGUGCCUGCACCGGUCUAA
This is a messenger RNA of Aspergillus fumigatus Af293, 1767 nucleotides long. NCBI's taxonomy places the organism in Eukaryota, Fungi, Ascomycota, Eurotiomycetes, Eurotiales, Aspergillaceae. The record is from RefSeq and is a predicted model, not a curated record.